Wasmannia auropunctata (little fire ant) is the source of this 847-nucleotide messenger RNA. RefSeq lists its product as uncharacterized. Bases 79 to 672 code for a protein of 197 amino acids. Gene Ontology annotation, biological process: lipid transport. Gene Ontology annotation, molecular function: lipid binding. The record is from RefSeq and is a predicted model, not a curated record. Gene Ontology annotation, cellular component: extracellular region. Lineage: Eukaryota; Metazoa; Arthropoda; Insecta; Hymenoptera; Formicidae. The transcript is spliced from 2 exons.
CUUAUAAAAGGGAGUGUGAUCCUCCAUCCUACGCAUCAGUCGUUUCCUAAUCGACCAAGGAGAAAACACUAGCGUGAGAUGAGGUGCUUACCCGUGGUUAUCUUAGCUGUUCUCUUGGUCGCGGUAGAGGGCAAGGUUGUGCCAGCUAGCGAUGUCGAGAAUCAGCAAACUGGCACGCAACCUCUUCAAUUGUCCGACCACAUCAAGGAAGCCCAAAAUGUCAUCAACAACUUGGGCGCUCAGCUUCAGCAGCAGUUAAACUUGCCCAACCAAGAGGAGUUUCUCAAUACCAUCAAAGAGCAAAGCAGCAACUUGGCCAACAAUGUCCAGGCAUAUCUUAAAAACAUGUCCGAUGAGAUCAAAGCUAAGAGCCCUGAGUUGGAAAACCUUUGGACAAAUAUGAAAAACAAGUUGUCCGAAACGUUCGACAAUCUAAAUGUCAAUCCUGAGACGACGGAACAGGUAAAUCAGCUACGUACCAAGUUUCAAGAGGGUGUUCAGACUCUUGUGACCGAAUCGGAGAACGCUGCCAAGACCAUCAGUGAGAAUUCCAGUAAGGUUCAAGAGGGUAUUGCCAAGUUUACCAAGCAAGCGAUCGAUAUUGCUGUCCAGGCUUCGCAGAACCUAAACAAUCAGUUGCAGCAAGCCACGACGCCGCAACCACAAAAUUAAGGAAAUUAAUUUGUUCUUACAUUAAUAGUCUUGCGUGCGAAACAUCUCGAACAAAUUUACACGGAGACAUCAAAUUUCGCCAAGUUAUCCAAUCAGCGUCAUUUCAUGUCGUAUCGUAAGCGUACGAUUGAUAACUGAUAAAUUGGAUUGUUAAUAAAAGUACUUGAUCGUUGUA